Rhinichthys klamathensis goyatoka is the source of this 1625-nucleotide messenger RNA. RefSeq names its product major facilitator superfamily domain containing 11 (gene mfsd11). The transcript has 14 exons. Lineage: Eukaryota; Metazoa; Chordata; Actinopteri; Cypriniformes; Leuciscidae. The record is from RefSeq and is a predicted model, not a curated record. The coding region runs from base 267 to 1625 and encodes 452 amino acids.
AAAUCCGUUCGCGGAGGAUGGUUAUGACGUCACCGUCAGCUGGUAGAAGUCACAUGACAGACAUUUUCGAUUUCAGACAUACAGGGAGAUCCUGAUCGAGAAGCAGGAAAAUAACAUUUAUUCACGUUUUCCAGCUUCCAGAAUGUUUCUACCUAUUUCGAAAUCGUCGUGAUCAACAGGUCUUUUACAUUAUGAAUUAGCUGUUUACAUCAGCGCACACAAGUAUUCGUCUCAGGUUGUCAUCGAGCUAAAGACUUGAAGCCAACAUGAGUCCGGAGGGAAAGACCCUGCUCAACGUCGUCGUCCUGGGCUUGGGCUUCAUGGUGAUGUUUACAGCCUUUGGCACCUGCGGAAAUAUUGAACAAACUGUGAUAAAGAGCUUCAACAGCACAGAGUUUCAUGGAAGUGGCUACACAAGCAUGGCGAUUAUCUACGCAGUGUUUUCUGCCUCGAACCUCAUAGCGCCCUCAGUGAUCGCUGUCGUUGGACCUCAGCUGUCUUUGUUUUUCAGUGGACUUCUUUACAGUGCUUAUAUUGCUGUUUUCAUUCAUCCGUACACCUGGUCAUUCUACACUUUAUCUGUGUUGCUUGGAAUUGGCGCUGCGGUGCUCUGGACGGCUCAGGGGAAUCUGCUCACCAUCAACUCCAAAGAUUCCACUAUUGGGAGAAACAGUGGGAUAUUCUGGGCGUUGAUGCAGUUUAGCUUAUUCUUCGGUAAUCUCUACAUAUAUCUUGCCUGGCAUAACAAGAGUCACAUAACAGAUAAGGACCGCCAGACAGUUUUCAUCACACUCACGGUCAUCAGUCUGGUGGGAAACUUCCUCUUUUUCCUGAUCCAGCGACCAGACCCAGAACCUGCACCUGCUGAUGCCUCUGAGUCACUUCUCCCCACAGAAAUCUCUGACAGCUGUGAUGUGGUUCCAUCCCAGACUCGGGGCUCUCAGGCAUUGGAGGCAUUCAAGAGAUCCAUACAGCUGGCUAUGACCAAAGAGAUGCUUUUAUUGAGCAUACCCUUUGCAUACUCUGGUCUCGAGCUCACCUUUUACAGUGGGGUGUAUGGGACGUGUUUAGGGGCCAUGACUCAGUUUGGAGAAGGCGCCAAGGGUCUCAUCGGCCUCUCUGGCAUUUUGAUCGGUGUUGGUGAAAUACUUGGAGGGGGAGUAUUUGGGAUCAUGGAUAAGUGUAACCGGUAUGGCAGAAACCCGGUAGUGUUUUUGGGUCUGGUUACCCAUGUUGUGGCAUUCUACCUCAUCUUCCUCAACAUAGCCAGUGAUGCUCCCGUGGCCCCAGAGGAAGGCACACAAAUGCAAGCUUUUAUCCGACCCAGUGUGACGGUGGCGCUGAUAUGCAGUUUCUUGCUGGGUCUGGGUGAUAGUUGCUUCAACACUCAGCUCAUCAGCAUUGUGGGGUUCUUGUUCCGGGACGACAGCGCACCAGCGUUUGCAGUCUUUAAAUUUGUACAGUCCAUCACGGCUGCGAUCGCCUUCUUCUACAGCAACUACCUUCUCCUGCAAUGGCAGCUGCUCAUCAUGGUGCUGGUGGGCUUCAUGGGCACCGGGACCUUCUUUCUGGUGGAGUGGGCCGCCAUCAGCACCCGACGGGACUCGGACUACGACAGCAUCUGA